CCGGAAGUGGGCUGACUCAGGUGCGCUCCUGCCUCCAGGGCCUGAACCAAGUGACCGCUUUGCCAGGAGGGCGCCCUCACCAUAAGCGACCUGUGCAGCCACCUGCUGCUCUGGCCAAAGUUGAAAGGACCGAACUCCCUGAGGACAGAGACCCUCUGGGCGAAUUCCACCUGCCGAGAGGGGCCGGGACCUGUGCGCACCUGUUCGCUGCUGGUCCACACCCCUGUCCCCGGCGCUGAUGGACCCGCCUAGGUGCGCCUUGCGGGGAGGUGCCAGGCAGAGCCAGGUCCGGCUGGCAAGGGAAUGUUGGUGACGCCGCCUGCCUUCCCACUCUCGUCCUGGUGGGGGAGGUGCUGCGGUCUUUUUGGGCUCCCCAUUUGAAUGAUUCGAGGAAUCAAUGAGGUCGCACUAGAAGAGAUGCUCUGGCCCCCUAGGGGACGCUCAUGGGGACAGCGCCUUUUAAAAAGUUCCAGUCGUACUUCGGUAGUUUCCUUACUUCCCUCAUUUCCUCAACUUGUUCCUUUUCCACCUCCCCCUCGGGUAUCCCUCACUCUUGGUCAGGCUUCCGGAAGUUCUGAUGCUUAAAGGCCCUGAGCCAAGGUUGGAGACAAAUAGACCUGUUUCGGUUCAAAGGUUCCCAGGCCGUCACCUGCACUCCGGGCACCGCCAAGAAGUUCUCAUCCUUCUUAGCGCAGCACUGCUGCUCCCUGGUGGCGCAAGGGGAAACUCAUUCUGGGAAAUUAUGAACUGGCCAGUGCCUGGGCCGCUUUCAAAGGCAAAGGCAUCUCAGAAAAUUCUACCCUGUUCCCGAGUGGCUUAAAAUCACGGCUUAAGUCCAGGAAAUUGCCACCGCUGUCGUUUUUACUGCUUGUAACCCUGUACCAGUGAGUGGCAUGUGUUACUUUGUGUUCUGUAGAUGUCGUUAUUAUCAAUAUGUUACCGAUAUCCAAAACUUGGCCAUCAUCUCCAACAUAGGAAAGAAAGAAUGUGUUGGAUUAGAGCCCACCCUAAUCACCCCACUUCACUCAGCAUUUUGACCGUGUCUCCAAAGAUAAAGUCUUCCACAUAAAGCCCGAGAGUAGUCUCAGCCUAUAUCCCCAACCUCUCUCCCCCACUGCCCUCCUUCCAAAUCAUUUCCUGUCAUCUGAUAUUCUACUAAUCAGAUUUUCAUCACCUAGCUUAUCCCCUCCCAAAGACAACAUUGCUUAGCAAACAUUCCACCUCUCCGUUCCCUGGCCCUUCUGUAGUUAGGUGGGGCUAUCCCAUCAACUACAGUGAGUAGCAUAUAAGCAAGUGAAGAGGGUUCCCCCUCCCAGUUCAGAACAUUUAAUAGCCAGCAUGUGAAACAGGACCCCCCCCUCCCCCCUCCCCCUCCCCCCACUGCAAAUAGUCUUGUUUCAGAUGGCAUCUGUGGGACACUUGAGGGGGAGCACUCUCUACUACCCAGUGCUGGGCAUGAGUGUGAGAAAAGAACGGGGUUUUGAAGCUAAGAGUCCAGAAUGGGCUUCUUAGAUGAUGAAAUCUAGGCUGUCCCAGUCAGUACGUCCCAGCAAUACGGAGGGGCCCGAUUUGUUGAUGAUUGAAAAGUCUUUACUAACUCCAGGGGAGGAGGCCUUUGUCACUGCUUCCCACUGGACUUCACAAACAGUGGAGACCAGCACCUCUCCUUCCCCCUUCGGAUGGACGUGAAGCCCUUGUCCCAUUCCCACGUCAGGUACUUUCCUUCUCUGUGACAAAUAACUGGUGAGAAACAGGGGUGCUGUUUGUUUGUUUAAAUCUUUUUUGGGGGGCUCAUGGUUUCAAAGGUUUCUGGGCACGGCUGGCGGGCUGUGUCACUUGGGGCUUGCAUUGCAUGGUUUGAGAGGCACAGAACCAAGUCCACUGCUUGCUUCAUCGAGGCCAGGGCACAGAGAGGCAGGCAGGAAGAGGACAGGGACAAUGUAGACCUAAGGACACUGCCGUAGUAAUGCUAACUGGGUCCUACGUCCCACUGAUGGACCAGCAUGACUCCAUCUUAAGAGUAAGAGCCAUCUUGUUCCAAGGUCAUUCCUUAUUUCUAUAAAACUUGCAUCCGACACAUCUCCUGCACACGUCCUACACUUUAUACCCUGACCUCCACUCUGAGGAGAGGCUCUGCCAAAUGAUUUUGAAAUGUUCCUCUGAGGUCCUACAUAACCAAAAAACCUUAAAAAACCCUCUGGCCUUGAAGAUUUGGAGCUCACGGAAACUCCACCCCCUCCUGUGUUUGAUGCUAUUUUUCUCAAACUCCACUUUAGAGAGCCCAUCUGACAGAAAAUAAAACUUGCAUGAUUUGAUCAAAGAGUUUGGGUAGCGGUCUUUACUCUUGUUCAGUGAGAUCAACAUUAAGGUUUCUAGUGCCAGCAAAAUUAGCACCACCAUCUGGGACCCCAAAGUGUGAACUUUAGUGGAUGUCUGUACCAAAGCACACCAUUGUCUGAGUACCGGAUAUGUGGAGGGUGAAUAAUUCUAUCUAUUUCCUGGGGACAUGUAAGUUAUAUAGGUAACACACACAUAUGCACAUUUCAUUCCGUUUCUAUUUUAUAGUCAUUGGUUUGCCUGCAUAAAGGCCUGGGCAUCACGUGUGUAUCUGGUGCCCACAGAAGCAGAAGAGGGAUUGGAUUUACAGUUGUAAGCUGCCAUGUGGGUGCAAGGAGUCAGUCCCAGGUCUCCAGGAAAAGGAGCCAGUGUGCUCAACUGCUGAGCCAUCUCUCCAGCCCAAGUUGUUAUGUUUGAUGUAUAUGUCUGGAAACUCGCUGAACCCCGGUUCACAGGGCUGGUGGUGCCCAAGUUCUGUGGGUGACAUCACAGUGCCCAAGAAGGUUCUGAAGUUCCUUGUGUAGUUGAGUCAGCCAUGCUGGCCACUCUGUGGCUGGUUGGUCUUUCUCUUCCCAUGCUGUGGGCCCAGAAACUAAUCAACUGUCCCUAUAAGAAUGUGUGUCAGUACGCCCUGCUCUCAGGCAAUGACGUGAUCCUACAGUGUAACUACCCCAAAGCACUUUGGUAUUUUUCUUCAUCUUUAGAGGACAAACUGUCCCUGGUCAACUCCAUGCCUGAUGUGAAGGUACUGUCUGGGAGCGACCUGCAGUUGUCUAACCCUAAGCCUUCCCAGACAGGGCUCUACCGCUGCCUGGAUGAUCACAAGGCCCGUGUAGUAGAAUAUGAGAUUGACUUCCAGGACAUAGCACUGUUGCACAUCACACACAAAGACCUGGGCCAAAAGCCCAUGGGAAAUGAGAGCAUGAACCUGGGAGGCAAGGUACUGGUUUUUACCCGCUGGGAUCCUUGGCAACAUUGUAACCGUUGCCAAAAGCCCGGUGAGCGCAAACGUCUAGGAUACUGCUAUGUGGAGGAACCCCUAGAAAAGCCCAUGCCUUGCUGGCUCUACAUGAGAGAGGAGAAGGUGACGGAUAACCGCCUGCGGCCUGAACUCCAGAUACAAGCCUGCCAGGUGCCCUGUGAUACCGCCACAGAAACCAAGCAGCCGUACUUCGUCUUUGACCUAUAUCAGCUGGACAAGCCCAACAACCAUGCUCCACUCAAGUGUCCCUUGGCUUCCAUUUACAGGUAA
Rattus norvegicus (Norway rat) is the source of this 3589-nucleotide messenger RNA. Lineage: Eukaryota; Metazoa; Chordata; Mammalia; Rodentia; Muridae. The record is from RefSeq and is a predicted model, not a curated record.